AUGGCGGAGAACAUUUACUCCAAAGGUACUCGUGUCUGGUUUGAAGAUAAGGACCAGGCGUGGAUAUCUGGAGAGGUCACCUCCGUCACCAAGGGCGCAAAUGAUACGAUUAAGCUCGCCUUCGUUGACGAGCGUGGAAAGGAAAUUACGAUAGAUACGACUGGGAAACAAAUCAAAGAUGGAAGGGAAGGCUUACCACCUUUGCGGAAUCCUCCACUACUGGAGACUGCCGAUGAUUUGGCGACCCUUUCACACCUCAACGAACCUUCUGUGCUUCAUACAAUACGAAAUCGAUAUGCUCAACACAGCAUAUACACCUACAGCGGGAUCGUACUCAUUGCCGUCAAUCCUUUCCAACGCGUUGCUCUAUACGGACCCGAGAUUCUACAAGCUUACAAUGGCCGAAAACGAGGGGAGCUGGAACCUCAUCUAUUUGCUAUUGCGGAGGACGCGUACACAGCUAUGAGAAAGGAGGGUAUGGGGCAAACUAUCAUUGUUUCUGGAGAAAGUGGUGCAGGCAAAACGGAGUCUGCAAAAUACAUAAUGCGGUAUCUUGCGUCGGUCAACCCCCCAGAUUCGACGACAUCGAAGACAAAGUUCAAGCUCUCUCUUGACGACUCUACUGAAAUCGAAAGACAAAUACUUGCCACGAAUCCCAUCCUUGAAGCGUUCGGGAAUGCCAAGACAACCCGAAAUGACAACUCAUCGCGUUUCGGGAAAUACAUACAAAUUCUCUUUGACGGGAAACAAGAAAUCGUCGGGGCCCGAAUACGGACCUACCUUCUGGAACGGUCAAGGAUCGUCUUCCAACCCCCCACGGAAAGGAACUAUCACAUCUUUUACCAACUUUGCGCAGGUGCUCCAUUGAAGGAGCGAAAAGAUCUUGGUUUGGACACGGACAUCACAAAGUUCCACUAUUUGAAACAGGGAGGACCGCAUUCGACACCGAUUGCAGGCGUAGAUGAUGCAGAAGAGUUUAGAGCAACGCAACAGGCACUAUCGACAGUUGGGAUCAGUGUUGAAAAGCAGUGGGCCGUGUUCCGGUUAUUAACUUCCCUCUUACAUCUUGGGAAUAUCAAGAUCGUGUCCUUGCGGAGCGACUCGUCGAUUGACGAUAACGAUGCUGCAUUGCAACUUGCCACUAGGUUUCUAGGUGUCAACCUCGCGGAAUUCAAGAGAUGGACAAUCAAGAAGCAGAUCAUCACGCGAUCUGAAAAGAUUGUGACUUCGUUAAAUGGGGCCCAAGCGACAGUUGUUCGUGAUAGCGUGGCUAAAUUCGUGUAUGCUUGUCUAUUCGAGUGGCUGGUGGCAAUAGUCAACGAGAGUUUGGCGGGCGAAAAUGGGGAUGCUGCCGAUCGUGCUGAAAUGUUCAUCGGAGUCCUCGAUAUCUACGGUUUCGAACAUUUCCAGAAGAACUCUUUUGAGCAAUUUAGCAUCAACUAUGCCAACGAGAAGUUGCAGCAAGAAUUCAACUCACAUGUGUUCAAAUUAGAGCAAGAGGAAUACAUGAAGGAAGAGAUCAAUUGGACAUUCAUAGAGUUUUCGGAUAAUCAACCAUGCAUAGAUGUGAUUGAAGGAAAACUCGGCGUUCUGGCACUCCUCGAUGAAGAAUCCCGCAUGCCGUCUGGAACCGACCAAAAUUUCCUGCAAAAACUCAAUACGCAGCUCGCCAAACCCGAGCACAAAAACGUUUUCAAGAAACCUAGAUUUGGAAGUUCUGCCUUCACCAUCUCCCACUAUGCCCUCGAUGUGACGUACGAAGUUGAGGGUUUCCUGGAGAAGAACCGGGAUACAGUGCCGGAUGAACACAUGAAUCUACUCGCAUCCACUAAAAAUCCAUUUCUAAAGGAGGUCUUGGACGCAGCGCUGAUGUCCACCAAAGCGCCAGACAGCCCUCAUCCUUCGUCUCCAGUCCCAUCCGAUUCCGGAAGUGGCGGAUCUCGACGCUCCUCUGUGAUCCCUGACCCUGGUCGUCAAUCAUGGGUGACUCCCACCCCCAAUGCAGCGGCGACUAGCGGCCCCAGGCGUGGUGGAGCUGUCGCUAGAAAGCCCACCCAAGGAUCCAUUUUCAAGGCCUCUCUGAUCACUCUCAUGGAUACAUUGAGCGUCACCAAUGUCCACUAUAUCCGUUGUAUCAAACCGAACGAAGCAAAACGUCCCUGGGAGUUUCAACCUCAGCAGGUUUUGGGUCAGUUGAGGGCGUGUGGUGUUUUGGAAACGAUUCGAAUCAGUUGUGCCGGUUAUCCAACUCGUUGGACAUACGAAGAGUUUGCGGAACGAUACUAUAUGCUUGUUCCUUCGGCUAUCUGGCAGCCGAUGAUACAAGCUUUGGAGCUGAAAAAACUUUGCUCUAUCAUUCUCGAGCGUACUAUCAAUGAUCCAGACAAGUACCAAAAUGGUUUGACGAAGAUCUUCUUCCGAGCGGGUAUGCUCGCUGCGUUGGAGGCUUUGCGGUCUGAUACUCUGAACGCGAUGGUUACUGUCGUUCAAAAGAACAUGCGUAGACGUAUGGCUGUCAAGAAAUACCAGGAGCUACGGAACGCCACGAUCAAGAUACAGACAUGGUGGAGAGGCAUCAUGGCCAAGAGAUUCGUCGAGUUCGUGCGACGCGAAACUGCUGCUAUUCGGCUCCAAAGGGUUGUGCGACGGUUCGUACAGAGGAAGAAGUACAAGAAUAUCAUUUAUGCAGUUGUCUUGUUCCAGAGUCGUGUACGCGGCCUUCAGGCUCGCGAACGACACCGAGAAAACCGGAGUACCUUUGCUGCUAUUCACUUACAAAGCUUCUUUCGCGGUUGUCUUGUUCGCCGUACCUUCCGCUCUGACGUACGACAUGUUGUUUACUUGCAAUCCUGCCUGCGUAGACGUAUUGCUCGCAAGCAGCUCAAGGCGUUGAAGGCAGAAGCCCGUUCCGUCUCCAAGUUCAAAGAAAUAUCUUACAAACUGGAGAACAAAGUGGUCGAGCUCACGCAGACGUUGCAGACGCGAACGGAAGAGAAAAAGCAUCUGCAAGUGAAACUUACAGAGCUGGAAGAAAAACUCCGGCAAUGGAUUAGCCGUCACGAAGAGGCUGACGGGAAGGUACGACAACUACAAACCUCCUUGCAGGCAGCCGAACUUGGACUUUCGCGAAGGGACGAGCUAGUAGAAGCGAAAGCAGAUAUUGAGAAGCGUUUGGAAGAGGCACUGGCUAAAGCUACGGAAAGGGAGGAAACCAUUCAAAAACUCACCAAUGAUUUGAUCCGUCAAGCGACUCAGCUUGAGCAGCAACAACGGACAAUAGAUGCUACACCUUCCCGCAACACGGAGGACAGUUCGGUGAUCAUGACUCUCAAGAAUGAAGUCAGUAGCCUGCGCGAACAGCUCAACCGGUCUAAUGCUUUGAAUUCUCUUACAAGAGGUUCUCGUGCGGAACCUCCACUUUCCCCUACCUUCGCUCCCACUCUUCGAGGUAGCGAUGCAAAUCCUGCAGCGGCACAUAAUGGUGGCGCAGCCUCUGGCCAACGUCAUCAACGUAGACACAGUUCAGCAGGUGUUUACGCUCUUCAGCCGGCAGACAACAGAACAUCUACAGAUGAAAUCAUGUUUGAUGUAAAACGAAGCCAAGCCAUGAACCCUCGUGCCGUUUCGGUCGCGUAUAACGGCGAGAACUUCUUGCGAUUCCAUCAAAACGGCCUUCCAGGUAUUCGUGACGACGACUUGGCAGAAGAGAAGAUCAGGCUUUUACAGGACGUCAAACGACUCGAUGAGGAUGUCUUGGACGGGUUGAUUAGGGGUUUGAAGAUCCCUGCACCAAGUCUAACGAACCCAUCGGCGGUCAAGGAGAUUCUCUUCCCUGCGAACCUGAUCAGUUUAGUGACGAACGAGAUGUGGAAGUAUGGGCUCAUUCCUGAGAGCGAAAGGUUCCUUGCGAACGUCAUGCAAACCAUUCAAGCGCAUGUUAUGUCCUUCGUGGGGGAAGACGCGAUUAUUCCCGGGAUCUUCUGGCUGUCGAACGUGCAGGAAAUGCUUUCCUUCAUCUGCGUUGCCGAGAGUGACAUGCUGCAGGGCAUAGGUCCUGGAGAGGAAAACUCUGUGCGUCCGUUUGACUGGAACGAUUACGAACGGUUGGUGUCUGUCGUCAAACAUGACUUGGACAGCUUGGAAUACAACAUCUACCAUACUUGGAUGCUGGAAACAAAGAAGAAGUUGUCGAAGAUGGUCAUUCCUGCCUUGAUUGAGAGUCAAUCAUUACCGGGAUUCACGACGAGCGAUGGUGGAGGGCGUCUGUUCAACCGUCUGCUCAAUACGAACAGCCACCCAGCGUACAGCAUGGAUGACAUUCUGAAUCUGUUGAAUAAGGUGUGGAAGAGUCUGAAAAGUUAUUAUAUGGAGGAGCCCGUGGUACAACAGGUGGUUACGGAACUCUUGAAAUUGAUUGGUGUCACGAGCUUCAACGACCUACUAAUGCGACGGAACUUUUCAUCUUGGAAACGAGCGAUGCAAAUACAAUACAACAUCACCCGAAUUGAGGAAUGGUGUAAAUCUCAUGAUAUGCCCGAAGGGACUCUUCAAUUGGAACACUUGAUGCAAGCGACCAAGCUGUUACAGCUGAAGAAGGCUACGCCUGCUGAUAUUGAAAUCAUAUACGACGUCUGCUGGAUGCUAAGCCCGAUGCAGAUUCAACGGAUGUGCACGAACUAUUACGUCGCAGAUUAUGAGAACCCGAUUUCCCCUGAAAUACUUCGAGUCGUCGCUGCGCGCGUGCAGGCGAACGACCGUAAUGACCAUCUCCUUCUGUCACCAGAAACAGAAGAGGUUGGACCGUAUGAGUUACCACUUCCACGGGAAGUGUCUGGACUGGAGACCUAUGUACCGGCCUACCUGAACGUGUCACAUUUGAGAAGACUUGCUGCUUUGGUUUCGUAG
Marasmius oreades (fairy-ring Marasmius) is the source of this 4905-nucleotide messenger RNA. RefSeq lists its product as uncharacterized. The transcript is spliced from 15 exons. The record is from RefSeq and is a predicted model, not a curated record. Bases 1 to 4905 code for a protein of 1634 amino acids. Lineage: Eukaryota; Fungi; Basidiomycota; Agaricomycetes; Agaricales; Marasmiaceae. Gene Ontology annotation, cellular component: vesicle; myosin complex; actin cytoskeleton. Gene Ontology annotation, biological process: actin filament organization; vesicle transport along actin filament. Gene Ontology annotation, molecular function: actin filament binding; microfilament motor activity; ATP binding.